Cinclus cinclus is the source of this 1406-nucleotide messenger RNA. RefSeq names its product THAP domain containing 7 (gene THAP7). The record is from RefSeq and is a predicted model, not a curated record. Lineage: Eukaryota; Metazoa; Chordata; Aves; Passeriformes; Cinclidae. The transcript has 5 exons. Bases 37 to 1020 code for a protein of 327 amino acids. Gene Ontology annotation, biological process: regulation of DNA-templated transcription. Gene Ontology annotation, cellular component: nucleus.
GGGAGGCCGCGGCGGCGGCGGGAUGGGAGCGUCGAGAUGCCCCGGCACUGCUCCGCCGCUGGCUGCUGCACCCGCGACACUCGCGACACUCGCGGCAGAGGCAUCUCCUUCCACCGGCUGCCGCGCAGGGACGAUCCGCGCCGUGCGCAGUGGUUGGAGAACAGCCGGAGACGGGACCCGGCUGGGGGGGGACGCUGGGACCCCAGCUCCAAGUACAUCUAUUUCUGUUCCCAGCACUUCGAACAGUCCUGCUUCGAGCUAGUGGGGUACAGUGGCUACCACCGCCUCAAGGAAGGGGCCGUGCCCACCGUGUUCACCGUGGGCCCCUCCCGGCCCCCCCGGCCCCCCCGGCCCAAGCCCCCCCCUGCGGACAGUGACCCCCCAAAACCGCUGAGGAGCACCCGCAGGUGGAGACGGGACCCCCUCCCGUCCCCGCCGGACCCCCCGUUCCCCUCGGACGCCUCGUGCUUCCCCCGGGACACCAAAGACCCCGGCCCACCCCCGGCCGGUGACCACGGCGGCGUCCCGGCCCUGCCCGGCCCCUCCGGCUCCAUCCCUGAGACCCUGCUGGUGGCCACGGGCGACGAGGAAGCCACGACCACCCCUGCUUUACCCGAGGGAGCCCCCCCGACCCCCGCGGCCCCCGCGGGACCCCCUUCGCCAUCUUUGUUCAUGCUGCGGCUGCCGCCACGAGCCGGCUCCUACAUCCAGAGCGAGCACAGCUACCAGGUGGGCAGCGCCCUGCUCUGGAAGCGCCGGGCCGAGGCCGCGCUGGACGCGCUAGACAAAGCGCAGAGACAGCUCCAGGCCGGGAAACGCCGUGAGCAGAGGCUGCGGCUGCGCCUGGCCGAGCUGCAGAGGGAGAGGAGAGGGGUCCCGGAGCCGCGGAGGAGCCCCAAGGAGCAACCGAGGAGCCCCAAGGAGACCCCGAGGAGCCCCAAGGAGCAACCGAGGAGCCCCAAGGAGCCGCCAGGGCUGGUGGAAGUGGAGAUGCUGGGGGAUGGAGGAGGAGGGUGCUGAGGAAUUGUUGGUUCUGAGAGGCCAAAUGAGCCCCUAAGGAGUCCCCGAGGAGUCCCCCCAAAGCUCCAAACAGCCCCUGAGGAGCUUCAAGGAGUCCCUGAGGAGCCCCCAGAGAGCACCAAGAAGUCCCCAAGGAGCCCCCACAUGGCUCCAAGGAUUCUCUGAGGAGUCCCCGAGGAGACCCCAAGGAGCCCCAGGGAACCCCAAGGAGUCCCUGAGGAGCCCCCAAGGAGCCCCAGGGAACCCCAAGGAGUCCCCAAGGAGACCCCGAGGAGCUGCCAGGGCUGGUGGAAGUGGAGAUGCUUGGGGGAUGGAGGAGGAGGGCGCUGAGGAAUUGUUGGUUCUGAGAGGCUCGGCAGCAGGGGGGAGGUUUGUAAAUAAAAAAU